CAGUUCCCAGCCAGGAGCCACAUCUCAGAGUAGGAUAGGACAGAAAUAAAUGCUCUUGGUCUAGAGAGGGAAACAGAGGAAUAAAAACCCCACAGACUGAGGUUUCUACAAGCCCCAGCAGCCUAACUCAUGUCUGCCUCUUGCAGAAUUCCCCCGAGUGCCAGCAGGGUCUCAGCAAGAGCCAACACACUUCAGGAGCUAGGAGCAGCAAGAUGGCAGAUGAGACCUUAGCUGGGCUGGAUGAAGCGGCCCUCCGGAAACUGCUGGAGGUCACAGCAGAUCUGGCCGAGCGUCGACGGAUCCGCUCAGCCAUCCGGGAGCUACAGCGGCAGGAGCUGGAACGAGAGGAGGAGGCUCUGGCGUCCAAACGGUUCCGUGCCGAGCAGCAAGCCAACAAGGAGAACUGGCUACACUCUCAACAGCGGGAAGCUGAGCAGCAGGCUGCCCUGGUACGCUUGGCGGGGCGCCUGGAGUCCAUGAAUGACGUAGAAGAGUUGACCACACUGCUGCGGAGCGCCGGUGAAUACGAGGAACGCAAGCUGAUCCGGGCCGCCAUCCGCCGGGUACGCGCUCAGGAGAUUGAGGCUGCCACCUUGGCUGGGAGACUGUGCAGUAGACUUCCCAGGAGUGGCUCCCAAGAGGACAGCAGGAGGCCACCAGCGCACAGAUUGGACCCUGGUAAGGGGUCAGAGCAAGAGCAACAGGAACAGCAGCAGACAGAAGUGCGACAGCCAACCCCAAGCCCUGAGGAUGCCAGCCAGGAUGUGACCACAGUGACAGUCCUGCUGAGGGCCCCGCCUGGAGGCACACCCAGCUCACCUGCCUCACCUGACAGCUCGCCCACCACUGCUUCUCCUGAACCUCUACUAGAGCCUUCUGGAGCUCAGAGUCCUGCUUCCGAGGUUCCAGACAGCUCUGAGCCACUUCCUCCUGCUUCAGGAGCCCCCGGCCCUGAGCCCCCCAUGUCACCAGCAUCCCCCAGCCCUCAGGGCCAGGUCAUCAGCAAGGCCCUGCCUGGCCCUACAGAGCCCCCCAGUACCUUGGGCCCUGCCAGAGGCUCCUCCGACACUGAGAGAACAGACCUGGCUGACCGACAACCCUGCCAACGCUCCCUCUCUGUGCUCAGUCCCCAACAGCCAACCCCAAAUCGAGAGCCAACCCCGCUCAGAGGACCGGCCCAAUUCCAUCAGGCUAGCUCUGUGAGAGACCGAGCCCGCAAGUUCACAUCUGAUUCUCCUGCGGUUGCCAGGCUCCAGGAUGGCCCAUCCCAAACAGCCCUCACUUCACUGACCCCCACAAGGCUCCCAGGCUCUUCCCUCAUCAGCACCACCCCUGCCUCCUCCUCCUCCAGCAACUCCUCCUCUCGAGGUCCCAGGGACACUUCCUCCCACAAGAAGCAAGGAGAACUUACUCAUUCUCUGGCCCAGCUUCAGAGCUGCCCUCAAGAGGAGGGCCCUGUGGGGCGGGGCUUGGCUCCCAAGUCCCUUGAAAACAGAGCAGGGGCACCCAGGCCCUGCUCAGAAGAGCCCAGUACCCCACUGCCUGUGGCCAUUGGCACUGGCGAGCCAGGGGCCAGUAUGAAGACUACAUUUACCAUUGAGAUCAAGGAUGGCCGUGGUCAGACCUCCACAGGCCGGCGGGUGCUGCUGCCCACGGGCAACCAGAGAGCAGAACUGACACUGGGAUUGCGGGCUCCCCCGACCCUUCUCAGCACCAGCACUGGAGGCAAGAGCACCAUUACUCACAUCAACAGCCCUGGGACUGUGACCCGGCUAGGCAGUGUCACGCACGUCACCACCUUCAGCCAUGCCUCCCCUGGUAACCGAGGAGGCUGCAACUUUAAGAUGGACCCAGAUCUAGCAGAGCCCACAUCUGUGACUGUGGAAGCAGCUAAUGGCGCAGAGCAGACUCGAGUGGACAAAGCCCCGGAGGGGCGGAGCCCCCUGAAGGCAGAGGAGCUAAUGGCCAUCGAGGAUGAAGGGGUCCUGGACAAGAUGCUGGACCAGACAACGAACUUUGAGGAACGGAAGCUCAUCCGGGCCGCUCUCCGAGAACUCCGACAAAGAAAGAGAGACCAGAGGGACAAAGAGCGAGAACAGCGGCUACGGGAGGCACGGGCCCGGCCAGGAGAGAACAGAAGCAAUAUGGCUACUACAGAGACGACCACGAGGCACAGUCAGCGGGCAGCUGAUGGGUCAGCUGUCAGCACCGUCACCAAAACUGAGCGACUCAUCCACUCUAAUGACGGCACGCAGACAGCCCGCACCACCACGGUGGAGUCAAGUUUUGUGAGGCGAUCGGAGAAUGGCAGCAGCAGCAGCAGCAGCACUACAGUUCAAACCAAGACUUUCUCCUCCUCUUCUUCAUCCAAAAAAAUGGGCAGCAUCUUUGACCGAGAGGACCAAGCCAGCUCACGUCCAGGCAGCCUGGCAGCCCUCGAGAAACGCCAGGCAGAGAAGAAGCGAGAGCUAAUGAAGGCACAGAGCCUGCCCAAGACGUCAGCGUCCCAAGCGCGCAAGGCCAUGAUUGAGAAGCUGGAGAAGGAAGGCCCUGCGGGCAGUCCUGGCACACCCCGUACAGCCGUGCAGCGUUCUACCAGCUUCGGAGUCCCCAACGCCAAUAGCAUCAAGCAGAUGUUGCUGGACUGGUGCCGAGCCAAGACCCGCGGCUACGAGCACGUGGACAUCCAGAACUUUUCCUCCAGCUGGAGUGAUGGCAUGGCCUUCUGUGCCCUGGUGCACAACUUCUUCCCUGAGGCUUUCGACUAUGGGCAGCUUAGCCCACAAAACCGGCGCCAGAACUUUGAAAUGGCCUUCUCCUCUGCCGAGACCCAUGCGGACUGCCCGCAGCUCCUGGAUACAGAGGACAUGGUGCGGCUUCGAGAGCCUGACUGGAAGAUGCUGGUGGAUUGUGUGCCUUUGGUGGAGGUGGAGGACAUGAUGAUCAUGGGUAAAAAGCCCGACCCCAAGUGCGUCUUCACCUAUGUGCAAUCGCUCUACAACCACCUGAGGCGCCAUGAGCUGCGCCUGCGCGGCAAGAAUGUCUAGCCACUCUGCUCUCACCGCCCGCCGCUGCAGGCUGCUGUCCCCACGGCCCCCAGCACCGACCCCUCCCAGUGCGCCUGCGCACCCCUCCC
Messenger RNA from Acomys russatus (golden spiny mouse), 3136 nucleotides. RefSeq names its product smoothelin (gene Smtn). The record is from RefSeq and is a predicted model, not a curated record. Gene Ontology annotation, cellular component: filamentous actin; microtubule organizing center. Gene Ontology annotation, molecular function: protein binding. The coding region runs from base 213 to 3047 and encodes 944 amino acids. NCBI's taxonomy places the organism in Eukaryota, Metazoa, Chordata, Mammalia, Rodentia, Muridae. The transcript is spliced from 20 exons. Gene Ontology annotation, biological process: actin cytoskeleton organization.